AUGGCAACUUAUCUGCGUUACCCAGGCAAGGUGGUAAUCGUGACUGGUGGCACCAAAGGCAUUGGUCUGGCCAUCGUGAAAGAAUUUGUUCGCCAAGGAGCCAAAGUAGUCUUCUGUUCCCGAGCAUCUGGAGAGGAAAGGGGGCAAACCAUUCAGAGAGAGCUGCAGGAUUCAGGAAGCCCAGGUGAUGCCUACUUCCAGGUCUGUGAUGUCCGCAAUGAAACAGACAUUAAGAGGUUGAUUUUGGUAACUAUAGAACGUUAUGGAUGCCUGGACUGCCUGGUGAACAAUGCUGGAGUUGGUUAUUUUGAAAAGACAGAGGAUGUGAGUGCCCAAGAUUUCCUCAACAUCAUGCAAAUCAAUGUUGUAAGCUGUUUGUUAGCAUCAAAGUACGCACUGCCCUACUUACGGGAAACAAGAGGAAACAUCGUCAAUAUUGCCAGUAUUGUUGGUAUUCUUGGGGUGAAGAAUGGUGUGUCAUAUGCUGCAAGCAAGGGUGCUGUUAUUGCAAUGACCAAGUCCAUGGCCAUAGAUGAGAGCAAAUAUGGAGUACGAGUCAACAGCAUCUCACCAAAUGUUAUACGGACUCCUCUGUGGAAAAAGGUGUCCGAUCAGUCACCAAAUCCAGAAGCAUUAAAUCGGAAAGCCAGAGAUCAGCAGCUUAUGGGACGUUUGGGUAGCCCAGAAGAAGUGGCCUUGGGCGUCCUGUACCUUGCUGCUGAUGGAACUUUCUGUACCGGUUUCAACCUCGUGCUCAGUGGUGGAGCGGAUAUUGGCUUUGGGAAGAAGAGCGAGGUGGAUCCUCAGUGUGACCCAAGUGUGAGUGGGAGCUCUCAGGACUCCUCCAGGAAUAACAGCCCUGAGAAGCUACGUGGAACAGCCAGCAUGACAACUGGAUUGCGGUACCAGAGCAAGGUGGUCAUAGUGACAGGGGGCACUGGAGGUAUUGGUUCAGCCAUGGUCAGAGAAUUUGCUCGCCAAGGAGCCAAGGUGGUAUUCUGUGCACCAAAAUCUGAAGUGGAAAAGGGACAAGCACUUCAGAAAGAAAUUCAAGAUUCUGGGUGUGCAGGGGAAGGCUACUUCCAAGUCUGUGAUCUCCGCAUUGACAGUGACAUUCAGAAGUUGGUUUGCGUGACUAUGGAGUGUUAUGGACGCCUGGACUGCUUGGUGAACAAUGCUGCAGACUUUCUUCCACCCACGAAGAUAGAUGAUGUGACGAUCCAAGAUUUCCGCAGCCUCGUGGAGCUCAAUGUUUUUGGAGUUUUUUUAGGAUCGAAGUAUGCUCUGCCCUACUUACGGAGAACAAAAGGAAACAUUAUCAACAUGGGUAGUCUUUAUGCUGAACUUGGACUUAAGAAAGGCCUGACAUAUGCCUCAACCAAGGCUGCUGUUAUAUCAAUGACCAAAUCCAUGGCCAUCUCAGAAAGCCAGUACGGAGUACGGGUCAACUGCAUCUCACCUAGUAAUAUCUUGCCUGGUAUGUGGAGAAGAUAUGCGAACCUGGCACCAAAUCCAGAAGCUGUUAUUCAGGAAGGCAAAGAUUAUCAGCUUAUGGGACGUUUUGGAACCCCAGAAGAGGUGGCAUUGGCUGCCGUGUACCUUGCCGCUGAAGGAACUUUCUGUACAGGUUUGAACCUGGUGCUCAGCGGUGGAGCAGAACUUGGCUUUGCAAAGAAGAGCCAGGUGGAUGCCAAACCUGGCCCAAGCAGUAGUGGGAGCUCACAGGGGGGAGGGGACUUCAUGGUUCCUGCAUGGGCUGGGGAGAAGAGCUGA
This is a messenger RNA of Eublepharis macularius, 1773 nucleotides long. RefSeq lists its product as uncharacterized. Gene Ontology annotation, molecular function: oxidoreductase activity. Lineage: Eukaryota; Metazoa; Chordata; Lepidosauria; Squamata; Eublepharidae. The record is from RefSeq and is a predicted model, not a curated record. Bases 1 to 1773 code for a protein of 590 amino acids. The transcript has 19 exons.